AUGCAUCCAUUAUGUCUUAUGAAAGGAGGGUUGAGAUUGAUUAAACCACCAAAAGAAGAGUUAUGGUGGGAUGCCAAAGAGAUCCAUUUGAUGGAUAAUAAAUUAUCUGACCUACCAGAAUCUCCAACGUGCCCCUCACUAUUUAAACUGUACCUUCAGAAGAACUUGGAUCUGAUGGCUAUCCCAUCUUGUUUCUUCAAGCACAUGCCUCUCCUUGAAAUUCUAGACUUAUCACACACCAGUAUCAAAUCUUUGCCAGAGUCGCUUUCUAGUUUGGUUAAACUUCGAGAAUUCCUUUUGAAAGGCUGUGAACUCUUCACACAACUCCCUAGUCAUGUUGGAGAACUGAAGAAUCUUGAGAAGCUUGACCUUGAUGGAACUCAGAUUAUAGAUCUCCCAGCAGAGAUUGGACAUCUUUCCAAAUUAAAAAUUUUGAGGGUCUCAUUCUAUGGAUAUAUGAACUGCAGCAAAACAAUGUUGCGGCGAGAUACAAUAAUUCCCCAUGGAACAAUAUCAGGUUUUUUUGAAUUAACUGAAUUAAGCAUUGAAGUUGAUCCGGACGAUGAACGCUGGCAUGCAACUGUGAAAGCUAUUAUUGAGGAAGCUUGCAACCUGAAAACUUUAAGACAGCUUAAUUUGUACUUGCCAAACAUCGAAAUAUUGUGGAAAUGCAGAACACGUAGCACAUCAUUGCUCCAUUACCCCUUGCCACGUUUCAGAUUUACUGUCGGUUAUCACAAACAACAGGUUGUAUCUCGAGUACCAGAAGAAGUUGAAGCUCACUUCGAUAAGGGUGACAAAUGCUUGAAGUUUGUCAAAGGCAAGGAUAUCCCAGCUGAAAUGAGAAUGGCACUCAACCACAGCACAGCUUUUUUCCUGGAAGGUCAUGCUACCGCUACUAGUUUGUCUGAUUUUGGAAUUGAAAAUUCAAGGCAGUUAAAAUUUUGUUUACUGACAGAAUGUAAUGAAGUGCAAACCAUAAUUGAUUGUGCAGAGUUUCCUGAAGAACAAACUGAUGCACUUGGAAAUCUACAAGACUUGAAUAUAUAUUACAUGAAGAAUUUGAGGAGCAUUUGGAGGGGAACUGUUCAUAAGAACUGGUUAGCUAGCCUGAAGUUCCUUGCACUUCAUAAAUGCCCCAGAUUGAGUACCAUUUUUACACCAGAUCGGAUUGCUAAUCUUGCCAGUUCAGAAGAGGUUAUCGUUGAACACCGCCCUCAACUGACUAGUCUAGCGAGCCUAAUAGGUCGUGCGUCUUGUAACUCAGCACCACAACCAAAUUGUUUUCUUCCAAGCUUGAAAAGAAUAUCACUGCUUUACGUACGAAAACUUAUUAGCAUCUCUAGUGGUUUGCACAUUGCUCCAAAACUGGAAAAAGUAGGAUUCUACAAUUGCCUGAAGCUUAAGAGUCUUUCUACGAUGGAAAUGUCAAGUGAAAAUUUGAAGACUAUACUUCCCACUGUUCAUGAUUUAAGUGAUUGGUCUUGGACAAACUGUAUUUCCAAGAGCCCAGGAGCUAAAUGUGGAACUAUGACUGGAACAGGUUGUAUGAUUGUGUCUCAGUAUGCUUUGUUUAUGUUCGUUUGUGAUGUCUGGAACAGGUUGGUUCUGGUUGAUGGUUUGCUUUAA
Theobroma cacao (cacao) is the source of this 1629-nucleotide messenger RNA. Lineage: Eukaryota; Viridiplantae; Streptophyta; Magnoliopsida; Malvales; Malvaceae. The record is from RefSeq and is a predicted model, not a curated record.